Messenger RNA from Aphanomyces invadans, 294 nucleotides. RefSeq lists its product as hypothetical. The coding region runs from base 1 to 294 and encodes 97 amino acids. The transcript has 2 exons. Gene Ontology annotation, molecular function: PDZ domain binding; microtubule binding. Lineage: Eukaryota; Oomycota; Saprolegniomycetes; Saprolegniales; Verrucalvaceae. The record is from RefSeq and is a predicted model, not a curated record. Gene Ontology annotation, cellular component: dendrite. Gene Ontology annotation, biological process: cytoplasmic microtubule organization.
AUGGUGUGCGAUAAGUGUGAGGCGAAGCUGUCCAAGGUGAUCGUUCCCGACCGGUGGAAGGACGGCGCGCGCAACACCGCGGGAGGAAAGGAUGGUGGACGAAAGAUUGCAGGGAACGCUUUGCUGGGAAAGAAGCAUCGAUUCACACCGAUGAGUCGAAGCUGUCGGAUAUGCAAGACCAAAGUCGCACAAGACGCCCAUUAUUGCCAAAACUGCUCGUAUCAAAAAGGGAUAUGUGCGAUGUGUGGACGAAAGAUCAUGGAGACGAAGAACCACAACAUGUCGACUGUGUAG